Leptosia nina is the source of this 330-nucleotide messenger RNA. The record is from the annotation of a GenBank genome assembly. Lineage: Eukaryota; Metazoa; Arthropoda; Insecta; Lepidoptera; Pieridae.
AUGGCGUUACGCACGACCAAAGUCCUUUACAACAACAGCCUGAGGAAGUGGUGUUACAACCUUGCUGGAUUUAAUAAAUACGGGUUACUUCGUGAUGAUUGUCUUCAUGAAACCGAGGACGUCAAAGAAGCGCUACGCCGCCUUCCAGAGCAUGUAGUGGACGAGCGCAAUUACCGCAUGGUAAGAGCUAUUCAGUUGUCCAUGACAAAAACAAUUUUACCAAAAGAAGAGUGGACAAAAUUUGAAGAAGACAAACUUUACUUGACCCCUAUCGUAGAUCAAGUGAAGAAGGAGAGGCUUGAACGAGAGAAAUGGGAAAAGGAUUACUAA